AUGGCUUCAGCGUGGCAGGCUGCAGGCUCGCAGGUCCUAACUUCAACUUCAACGUCGAACGCGUCGGACUUACGAUUUGAAUCUGAUACUUACUUCCCUGCGUUACCCUAUUACAAGAUGACAUUAACGCAAACGGACAAAUCACAAUUCCAUCCCUAUUUCUCUUUCUUCAUACCCGAAUCCUUGCAGCCCAAGAGAUCAUCCAGGAUUGAAGAGCUUCUUCUUUCUAACAAGCCUCCGUCGGAAUUUGAAAAGCAGGAAUUGCUCGAAACUCUUGCUAGAGGCCCUCAAACUCUUGACGAGUUUGACGAGAAAAUUUCUGCGACACGGCAUUUGUUGGAUUUUCUGGUUUCUGAAAGGGACCAGGCUGCGUCCAAUAUCUCCGACGCCAAAUCUCUUUACAAGCUGUACGCAGAUGAGGCGUUCAAUGGGGAGCUUGUCGUUUUAUGGCCCGCCGUAGAUAUCGAAUCAGUCCAACCAAGCCAACCGCCGUGGACUGUUUCUUGCGUCUGUCAACAGUGGAGAACUGUCGCCAUUCACACUGCAGAUUUAUGGUCGUUCAUCGAACUCAAUCUCGAUCAAAGACAUAAAAACAAAGACUCAGAGAUGGCCAAGAACCGCGUGUUCCGACUUGGCUUAUCACUGUUCCGAGCCCACGGUCACGAUCUCUCCAUUCGUGUUUACGGUAAGAAUAGCGUUGCAGACGUCUCUCCGAUCCUGCAAAUGCUGUUCCCCACCGCUCCGUAUUGGAGGCGACUAUCAGUCUUGCUUCCUUUUUCUUCAUUUCUACACUUUUCUGUGUGCAAGGGCUAUCUCAAUCGCCUAGAUACUCUGUACAUAGGCAGUGGAAGACCUGAAAUCGAUUCCCUCAAUAUUGACGCCUUCCAACUUGCUCCAAGUCUAAAGGUCCUUGGUACCUUUAUAUAUGACUCUGCUUUCACGCGCUUUUCCGUUCCUUCCUCAGGAAUCACGAGUUUUAUAUCUGGAGGCCCCAAUGCAUUUGGUGAGCCCAUAGAACCAAUUCUUUUACAUAAUGUGACCUUCCUUCAUAUGUUACACACACCUUGCUCUAACGGCAUGUCCAGCGCCGAUAUGUAUUCUCGCCUCAGCCUUCCAUCUCUCCGACUGUUAAAGAUAUCCUUUUACGGAUCGAAGCAGACCUCCUUUCCAGUUGUUAUCAACCCUGAAUCAUGUCCCAUUGAAGUGCUUGUGAUUGCCCUCUAUUAUCCAUCGCCGGAAGCAUGUAUUCAGAUAGGCGACGAACUUCGCAAGUUUUUACGCGGGACUUCUAAACUAGAGAGGCUAUACAUCCUGACCCAAAAGGCGGAAUUACCAGAUCAAUGGUUCAAUGGUCUGGUAUACACCUCGGGGCAAGAUUCAGUAGCUCCGCGUCUCCGCUUGUUAAGUAUGCCACGCGGUCGUAUCUCAGCGGGAGAUUUGAGAUGCCUCGUAAAUGUAGUCGAGUCUCGGAGGAGGACAGAUGUUGAUCCAUCGGACAGUGGACAAUGUGCGUUGUUGGAGCAAGUGGUACUUGGCCCCGAAACCCUAGAGUUUGACGACGAGGAGCUCUCAGCAAGAUGGAUGACUAUGCGUGCUGGGGGAUUAAUUGUCACACAAAGAGAAAAGUGA
This is a messenger RNA of Desarmillaria tabescens, 1629 nucleotides long. RefSeq lists its product as uncharacterized. The record is from RefSeq and is a predicted model, not a curated record. Bases 1 to 1629 code for a protein of 542 amino acids. The transcript is spliced from 4 exons. Lineage: Eukaryota; Fungi; Basidiomycota; Agaricomycetes; Agaricales; Physalacriaceae.